Messenger RNA from Symbiodinium sp. CCMP2592, 1017 nucleotides. The record is from the annotation of a GenBank genome assembly. Lineage: Eukaryota; Dinophyceae; Suessiales; Symbiodiniaceae.
AUGACAUCCCCUCGCGAUCGCAUCGGUUCCAUCUACCUGAAGAUCGGCGACAUCAUCAAUACCCUCGUCGAGCACGCCCAAGGCGAUUUGUCCAGGGCAGAAGCAGACGCGUGGAUGGAGAACUGGAGGAAGCUGAAAGAGGGACUCGACCAGCUGAUCCUGAUCGGCGUGCGCAACAAGGGUCUCACCGCAACUCAAGGCACGCGGGAACAGAUCCUCUCGCCCGUCUUACAGAAGCAUGCGCCGCUCUUCGUUUUGAUGGAAAAUGAGCCAGUGACUCGUUCAGAAACAGCAUCAGAGAGCAUGGAUCGGGCUACAGACAUCCUCGCAUGUGUGGAGAGCCGACUGUUCAAGCCUAACUCUUGUGCUCCUGCAGCUCUUUGCCAGCAGACCUUGCCUGCCAUGGACGCGCUGACACCAUCGGAACGCGAGCGCUUGAGUGCGGACGGCAACGUCGAUUUGGUCCGCCUCGUCAGAGGACCUCAGGAGGUGCAGCGUUGGAGCUCUGCGCUUCGUGUGUGGAAGCCGCCCCGCAAGCUUCUGAGAGUGCAUCUAGAACACAACGAUUUGAACGAAAUCGAUGUUGCGCAGCUCCUGGGUGCCAUCAACGGCGCGGUGGAAGCCAUUUAUCUUCAUCAUAAUAGGCUUCGCAGCACCUGGCCGCUCGCCGCAUUCUUCAAGAAGCACGCAAACGUUUUGCGAGAGGUGCACCUCAGUCACAACGAGCUGUGCACCUUGGCAUCUGAAGCUUUGUUGCUACAGGUUGGGUCACCCAAUGCAGAAAAUGCAGACGACAACACGUACUUGAAGGCAUGUUCUUGGAUCCGCCUUGAGUUCAACUGCAUCGACGUCGAGAAGCUCAGUCGCCGCUUACCCCCAAGCAUCGCACAACGGAUGCAAUUAGCGGACAUCGGCUGCACGCCGACACGUUGCUGCUGCAAGAGCCAGAGACGCGCGGUGCCCCGCAUCCAUUCCAAGUUCUUGUCGUUGCAGUACAGCGUCAUGCCGGACGACUGA